CAGACCUAUAAAUUUUUUUCAUUUUUUUAUUUGCAAUCUUAAUUUUUUUUAUUAAUUAAUACUUAACAGAAAUUCCCAAAGUAUCAAAGUGACAAGUCGUAAUUUUUAAAUUUCAAUUUUCUGUCAUAAAUUUGAAAAAAAAUUUUUUUUGAGUUCGUAGAUAUUCACAAAAAUGUUAUUAAUUUACAUUAUGAUUAUUGUUGCAAAUAUUUGUGUGAGUAAAAGUCAUGACUGGGGCUACACUGCAGAAAAUGGUCCAAGUAAAUGGCCCGGCUUGUGUAAAAAUGGUAAAAGACAAUCACCAAUAAAUAUUGAAACAGACAAUACACUAAAAGAUGAUUUAGGAUCAUUAAAAUUUUUGCAUUACGACUAUGCGUACACUGGAAUAUUAACAAAUACUGGGCAUAAUGUACAAAUAACAUUGUCUGGUGUACCAAUAUUUUUAAGUGGUGGUGGAUUAAUGUCGACUUAUGUACUUGAGCAAAUGCACUUCCAUUGGGGUGCUGAGCAUACAAUUGACAACACACGUGAUGCACUAGAACUACAUUUAGUACAUCGUGAUAAACAAUACGAAAAUGUGUCAAUUGCAUCACAGUAUGAUAACGGGGUUGCUGUUGUUGCUGUUUUAUUUAAGCUUACGGAUGAUGACAAUGACAGUCUUUAUGCAAUAUUGAAAGCUGCUGAAUCAGUAUCGCAGUGGGUUGGGAAGAGUAGCAUUCAAAUCCAACGUAAAGUUAUACCGAUUCAUCUAUUACCUAAUGAUCGGACAACGUUUUAUCGUUAUACUGGUUCAUUAACAACUCCAGGGUGUCAAGAAUCAGUUACAUGGUUCGUUAUGACGGAAAAAUUAACGAUAUCUGACUCACAAGUUAAAAUUUUAAAAAACGUUCAAACGCACAAUGGAACUCUAAAUACAAACUAUCGUCCGACUCAAGAAAUCGGCAAUCGUAAAGUAUAUCACCAUUUACUAGGCUACUCUUCUUCGCCAGUUAUUACCUCUAACCUAAUAAUCCUCUUCCUUACAAUAAUCCUUACUAAAGUUUUCUAGUCUUCCUCAUCCCCUCCAUUCCCCACUCCCCUCUAUUAAUUAAUCAAAUAAACCAAAUAAAUCAAUUACUAAACUAAUAAUUAAAGUCUAGUCCACUUCCAACGAAAAUAAAAUAAACUCAGGUUUUAAAAAUUUUAUUCAUCUGGAAUACAAUUAUUAAUAUAAUAAUAUAUUAUAAUUAAUUUACAAAAAUUUAUUAUAAAUUUUC
Microplitis demolitor is the source of this 1256-nucleotide messenger RNA. RefSeq names its product putative carbonic anhydrase 3. Gene Ontology annotation, cellular component: cytoplasm. The transcript has 6 exons. Gene Ontology annotation, molecular function: carbonate dehydratase activity; zinc ion binding. The record is from RefSeq and is a predicted model, not a curated record. NCBI's taxonomy places the organism in Eukaryota, Metazoa, Arthropoda, Insecta, Hymenoptera, Braconidae. The coding region runs from base 173 to 1048 and encodes 291 amino acids.